Messenger RNA from Triticum turgidum subsp. durum (durum wheat), 507 nucleotides. Lineage: Eukaryota; Viridiplantae; Streptophyta; Magnoliopsida; Poales; Poaceae. The record is from the annotation of a GenBank genome assembly.
AUGAGACUCAGCCUCCUCAUCAUUGCCGCGAUGGCCGUCCUAAGCACCGCGUCGGCAGCAGUCUACAAUGUUGGCGAACCGGGCGGCGCGUGGGACCUUACCACCAACUACGGCACCUGGGUAUCCUCCAGGAAGUUCCAACUCAGCGACCAGAUCGUCUUCAAGUACUCCCCUCAGGCGCACGACGUCCUUGAAGUUAGCAAGGCCGACUACGACUCUUGCAGCAUCGUCAACCCUAUUGCGACCCUCAACUCCGGGAACGACAUCGUCACCCUCACCGCCGCUGGCACCCGGUACUUCAUUUGUGGGUUCCCUGGCCACUGCACUAGUGGCAUGAAGAUCAAGAUCGACGUCGUGCCUAGCUCCUCCUCACCAUCACCCGCCCCGGCUAGUGGCCCCAAUGCAAGCAACGCUCCUCCAACCACGCCUGUCUCUACCGCCACCUCCGUGAAGGCCACGGGGUUUGGCCUUGCCAUCCUGCUUGCCUUUAUCGGUUUCAUGGCUUGA